AUGCAGGUCACAAGCGCCCUCGUCACCCUCGUGGCUGCGACAGGCGUCGUCUCCUCCACGCCUCCCGCCGGCGUCGCCGCCCCAGCAGCAGCCUACCCGCUCUGCCCCGAAGGCUACACCACGAGCUGCUGCUCCCUCGUCUUCCCCUACUCCAACUCAUGCCGUCGCGGCAAGUGCCGUGCCGGCUACGGCUGGAGCUGCAUCAACGGGCCCGGCAAGGUCGAGUCCAUCCGAGAAUGCCGCGAGGACUACGAGGACCGCACGGCGUACUGCAAGAAGCCAGGCGAGCAAAAUUUCCCUUCGCUUCUCAGCUGGGAGAAUGGAUCCUUCAAGCCUCUGAUUGAGCCGGCGGACUAUUCCCACUGGGUUCGCCCCGGGAUGGAGGAGCCUUGGACGCCAUCCGACAGCGAGAUUCGGUGGGAGGAGAAGGCGGACGUGGAGACCAAGGACUCCGCCGAGGGCAGCGAGUUGAAGAAGCGUGCAUCUGAGUUCAGUGACGUUGACCUUGAGUAG
Molecule: messenger RNA, 513 nt
Organism: Emericellopsis cladophorae
Lineage: Eukaryota; Fungi; Ascomycota; Sordariomycetes; Hypocreales; Bionectriaceae
Exons: 2
Coding region: 1-513 (170 amino acids)
Source: RefSeq, a predicted model, not a curated record